Malassezia japonica is the source of this 1113-nucleotide messenger RNA. RefSeq names its product 54S ribosomal protein yml6, mitochondrial (gene yml6). Gene Ontology annotation, cellular component: ribosome. Gene Ontology annotation, biological process: translation. Bases 1 to 1113 code for a protein of 370 amino acids. The record is from RefSeq and is a predicted model, not a curated record. NCBI's taxonomy places the organism in Eukaryota, Fungi, Basidiomycota, Malasseziomycetes, Malasseziales, Malasseziaceae. The transcript has a single exon. Gene Ontology annotation, molecular function: structural constituent of ribosome.
AUGCUGGGCCGGGUGGUGCGGAGCGCAGGCGCGCUGCUGCACGGCAUGCCGCGCGCGCUGCAUACGUCGGCGCGCGCUGGCGAAGCAUUAGAAAAGGCGGCGUCGCACCCUUCUGACUUUUUCGCGCUGGAGCGCACGGAGCCGAUCGUGCACAUGCGCCUCAGCUACCUCGACAAGGCGACCAAGCCAGAGGGCGAAGACGCGCACCAGUACGUGCCGCUCUCGUCGCACGUCUUCAACACUCCGCCGCACCAAAACGCGAUGCACCUUGCGACGGUGUACUACCUCGACGCCCUGCGCAGCGGCACGGCGUCGACCAAGUCCCGCUCGGAAGUGGCUUUCUCGGGCCGCCGUCUGCGCCCGCAAAAGGGUACGGGUCACGCCCGCCUCAGCGACGCGGGCUCGCCGAUGCUGCGCAAGGGUGGCGUUGCACACGGCCCGCGCCCGCGCGACUUUGCCACAGAACUUCCGCGCAAGGUCCGCGAGCUGGCUUUGCGCUCAGCGCUCAGCGCGCGCGUGCGCGAAGGGUCCCUGCACAUUGUACCGAGCCUCUCGUGGCAGCCGCCGCCGACGUCGACUAACAAGCUCGCUCGUCUGCUGAGCGACAAGCGGUGGAACCGCGCCUUGUUCCUUACGGCGCCCCGCCAGCCCCAAAACCUCCUACAGGGCCGCCGCACGGACGCGCGCCCGUCGGCAUCAGACCCGAUUUACGACGAGGAGCAGCUCAAGCGCCACGCGCGCUACGUGCGCAACUUUGAGAUUGCCGCGCGCAAUCUGCCCGAUAUCGAAGUCCUGCAGCUGCACACGCUUCCCCCUCAUAUCAAGCCGCGCGCAGAACACGCCAAGAAACCGGGUGAGCUGCACGCCUACCAGGUACUGCAGCACCGCCAGGUGAUUAUGGAUCUCGGCGCCCUCGAGUGGCUCGAGGAAAAGCUCGGCGGCGCGCCGGUCCAGGAGAUGUACGCCGAGGAGCUGCGCCUCCUUGCCGCGUCUGAGUCGCAGACUUCUUCGACCGAAAACGAGACGAAGCCGGAUGAGAAACCGCCGUCCUCUGCUACGAGCACCGCCACUGACGCGGCGACCAACGCCCUGGCCGAUGCCAUCGCUCCGUAG